This is a messenger RNA of Stomoxys calcitrans (stable fly), 797 nucleotides long. RefSeq lists its product as uncharacterized. The coding region runs from base 76 to 552 and encodes 158 amino acids. The transcript is spliced from 2 exons. Lineage: Eukaryota; Metazoa; Arthropoda; Insecta; Diptera; Muscidae. The record is from RefSeq and is a predicted model, not a curated record.
UACAUUCAUCAAUAUCAGUACAACACAAAGUAGAUCGGUUGCUCCCAAAAUUUAGAACAUUUUCAAAUUUCUACAAUGGGUAAACCUAAGAUAGAGUAUACAUAUAUUCAUCAAAAUGGUUUCUUUAAACUUCAUCUAGGGAAACCGCUCGCCCCUUUGGAAGAUGUAAAGAGGGAAAUUAUGGGGGACAUAGAGGAUUCUUCUUUACCAUGUCCACCUUGCAUAACCCUUUUUUGGAAAGACGAAGGCGGAGAUAAAAUAUCUAUUGAAAACCAGCAUGAUUACGAUAGAUUUAUUCAAGACCGCGAACAAAGUGAUUAUCUUAUAGUUGUUCCUCAAAAAAUAGGAUCUUCCGACAAUGUUCAAAAUGAUUUUAAAAUGCAUGGAAAUGCCACCGAUACCAUCGUUUCAAAGCCUAAUAUAAUUUUAGACACCAUAAAUUCCAUCAAAAAUGCAGAAAACGAUAUGCAAAUAACCAGUUCCAUGGUCAAUUUGGGCGCCCACUCCCUACUAUUCGUUCGCGAUGCAAUGAAUGCAUUUUACUCGGAUUAAGGUGGUAAUUUCAAAAGCAGUGUUGCAACAACAAUUUUAAUAUACAGAAUCAUUUAUACUAGAAUCAUAUCCUACAUAAAAUACAAAGUUUAGAACAAUGGCAAUUAAAUAACAAGUGUAUUAAUGGACAAUACUUUCAGCCAUAUUCACAAAAAUAAGAUUGUAUAAUGGGUUUAAAAUCUCUGUUAACUAUGACUCCUUUUUUGCUUAAUAAACUACUAUGAGAAACAAAGGUAUAGUAAAAA